Molecule: messenger RNA, 7210 nt
Organism: Hypomesus transpacificus
Lineage: Eukaryota; Metazoa; Chordata; Actinopteri; Osmeriformes; Osmeridae
Product: receptor tyrosine-protein kinase erbB-4-like
Exons: 23
Coding region: 1-3951 (1316 amino acids)
Biological process (GO): positive regulation of cell population proliferation; protein phosphorylation; cell surface receptor protein tyrosine kinase signaling pathway
Cellular component (GO): basal plasma membrane; signaling receptor complex
Molecular function (GO): transmembrane receptor protein tyrosine kinase activity; epidermal growth factor receptor binding; ATP binding
Source: RefSeq, a predicted model, not a curated record
AUGAGCCAGUCCACCUUCCCUGCUGCCUGCAUCCGCUCUCCACGGACGACCGAAGCUUUUGAAUUAUACCGAAAAUCUUUAACAUCCUUUCUCCAGUGUCUCCUUCAGAUAGCAGUUGGCCUCAAAGGACCGCAAAGACCUGACGUUCUCUCCUGUCCCUGUCUUUCCUUUUCAGUGUGUGCAGGCACGGAGAACAAGCUGAGCACGCUGUCCGACCUGGAGCAACAGUACCGCACCCUGCGCAAGUACUACGAGAACUGUGAGGUGGUGAUGGGGAACCUGGAGAUCACCAGCAUCGACCGCAGCCGAGACCUCUCCUUCCUCAGAUCCAUUAGGGAAGUGACAGGCUAUGUGUUGGUGGCAUUGAACCAGUUCGACUACCUGCCCCUGGAGAACCUGCGGAUCAUCAGAGGGACCAAGCUGUACGAGGAGCGCUACGCCCUGGCCAUCUUCCUCAACUACCGCCGCGACGGAAACUUCGGCCUCCGUCAGCUGGGGCUCAAGAACCUCACAGAGAUCCUGAACGGAGGGGUGUAUGUGGAUCAGAAUAAGUUCCUGUGCCAUGCCGACACCAUCCACUGGCAAGACAUUGUCAAGAACCAGCGCCUCAGCCCUGUGGUGGUACCCACCAAUAGCAGCAUAGCCUGCCAGAAAUGUCACAGAUCCUGCAAUGGUCGCUGCUGGGGCCCAAAGGAGAACCAGUGUCAGAUCUUGACUAAGACAGUGUGUGCAGAGCAGUGUGAUGGACGUUGUUUCGGACCCUACGUUAGCGACUGCUGCCACCGUGAGUGUGCAGGUGGAUGCUUCGGACCCAAGGAUACAGACUGCUUUGCCUGCACCAACUUCAAUGACAGUGGCGCGUGUGUGACCCAGUGUCCUCAGCCCUUUGUCUACAACCCCACCACCUUCCAGCUGGAGCACAACCUCCGCGCCAAGUACACCUACGGAGCCUUCUGUGUCAAGAAGUGCCCGCACAACUUUGUGGUGGACCACAGCUCCUGUGUGCGAGCCUGCCCUAGCAACAAGAUGGAGGUCGAGGAGAAUCGCGUCAAGAUGUGCAUUCCCUGCACUGACAUCUGCCCUAAAGCUUGUGACGGAAUAGGUACAGCUAGUCUCCAAGCGGCUCAAACUGUGGACUCGAGCAACAUUGACAAGUUUGUCAACUGCACCAAGAUCAACGGCAACCUGGUCUUCCUCAUCACUGGCAUCAAAGGAGACGUUUAUCACAACAUCGAGGCUCUGGAUCCAGAGAAGCUCAACGUUUUCCGAACUGUUCGGGAGAUUACAGGCUACGUCAACAUCCAAUCCUGGCCAGAGAACAUGACCGACCUCGGUGUCUUCUCCAACCUGGCAACCAUCGGAGGGAGAGCUCUCUACAGUGGGAUCUCUCUGCUGGUCUUGAAGCAGCAGGGUAUCACCUCUCUGCAGCUGCAGUCCCUGAGUGAGAUCAGCGCAGGGAACGUCCACAUUGAAGACAACAGCCAGCUCUGCUACUACCACACUGUCAACUGGACCAGUCUGUUUCGCGCCAGCGACCAGAAGGUCCUAAUAAGAAACAACCGCAACUCCCAGGAGUGCACCAUACAGCGGAUGGUUUGUGACCCCUUAUGUUCAGACUCUGGGUGCUGGGGUCCAGGUCCAGACCAGUGCCUCUCAUGCCGCUACUUCAGCAGAGGACGCACCUGUGUGGACACUUGCAACCUGUACGAAGGGGACGUUCGGGAGUAUGCUAACAGCUCCAUGUGUGUGGAGUGUGAUGCUCAGUGUGAGAAGGCAGACGAUGACUCCCUGACCUGUCAAGGCCCGGGUCCCGACCACUGUGUGAAAUGCCUCCACUUCAAAGACGGCCCAAACUGCGUGGACAAGUGUCCUGACGGCCUGCAGGGGGCCAACAGCUUCAUCUUCAAAUACGCAGAAGCCAACGACGAGUGUCACCCCUGCCACUCGAACUGCACACAGGGGUGUACUGGUCCCAGGCUGCAAGACUGCAUUGGCUGGAUGGACAGGUACGUCAUUCAUUCAGAGGACCUCUCCUUCCUCUCGAGACACUCGCUCGCGCACACAGACAGACACACACACGUAAAUACACAGCUUGAGCACUAUCGAGACUCUGGGUUUUCUUCCCUGAGAGCUUUGACUCGGAAUCUGCAUUUUGCACAUGAAUACUUGAAGAUGUUUGCUUUGUUUCUGCUAAUGCUUUGGGGGGGGUGUGUAUGUGUGUGUGUGUGUGUGUGUGUGCGUGUGUGUGUGUGUGUGUGUGCGUGCGUGCUUUUACAGGGGAUGAUGUACCUGGAGGAGAGGAGGCUGGUCCACAGAGAUCUAGCAGCCCGUAAUGUGCUGGUCAAGUCCCCCAACCACAUCAAGAUCACAGACUUUGGCCUGGCUCGUCUGCUGGAUGUCAAUGAGAAGGAGUACAAUGCCGACGGAGGAAAGAUGCCAAUUAAAUGGAUGGCCUUGGAGUGCAUUCACUACAGGAAAUUCACCCACCAGAGCGAUGUAUGGAGCUAUGGGGUGACCAUCUGGGAGCUGAUGACGUUUGGAGGGAAGCCGUAUGAUGGGAUCUCCACCCGAGACAUCCCAGACCUGCUGGAGAAAGGAGAGCGUCUGCCUCAGCCCCCCAUCUGCACCAUAGAUGUUUACAUGGUCAUGGUCAAAUGCUGGAUGAUCGAUGCGGACAGCAGGCCUAAAUUCAAGGAGCUUGCGGCAGAGUUCUGCAGAAUGGCCCGGGACCCACAGAGAUACCUGGUCAUCCAGGGAGAUGACCGAAUGAAGCUGCCCAGCCCCAAUGACAGUAAGUUCUUCCAGAGCCUGCUGGACGAGGAGGAUCUGGAGGACCUGAUGGAUGCAGACGAGUACCUGGUGCCCCACGGCUUCAGCAUCCCCCCGCUGGCCUACACGCCCCGCCCCCGCGUCGACUCCAACAGGAACCAGUUUGUAUACCAGGAUGGUAGCUUCAGCAUGGAGAACCUGAUGGCCACCAUCCCCAGGGUCAUUUCUGUGUCCGCCGUGACGGGCUGCGCCUCUCAGGACCCGUCAGCAGGCCAAAGUAACCCUUCCGAGAGCUUCGAGGACCAGCGCUGCAACGGCACCCUGAGGAAGCAGGCUUCCCCCAGGCCAGGUCCAACUCCAGGCCCAGGCUUAGCUCCGGGCCCAGGCAUGGGCCCCGGAGCGUUGGAGGACAGCAGCGGCCAGCGCUACAGUGCAGACCCCACUCUACUCCUAGGGGAGCGGGGGGCGAAAGGGGACACAGACCAGGAUGGAUACAUGACAGCCAUGAGAGAGAAGAACAACUCAGACUAUCUCAACCCGGUGGAGGAGAACCCAUUUGUCACACGCCGCAGGAAUGGAGACAUCCACUCUAUGGAGGGCAGCUCCGUCUACCACAGCGCCCCCGGAGGGCAGCCUAGGUUAGAGGAUGAGUAUGUCAACGAGCCCCUCUACCUCAACACCUUCCACAACCCGGGCGAGACAACUCAGGAAUACCUGAAGAAGAACGGCGUCCCCGGCCCACAUCUCCCCGCGCCUGGCCCCAACGCCGGCCAAUCAGCAGCUCCUAAUCCCUCACAGGGCCUCACCCUCUCCGCCGCCCAGGCUGCCGGGUACGUGGCGCCCCCUGGCCACCCGGGCAUCUCCCUCCACCCGGCACACGCCACCCACACCCUGCACCCCGGGCACACCCUCCACCCCAGCGUCACGGGCACCAUUAUGGUGGACAAGAAGAACAAGAAGACCUUUGACAAUCCAGAGUAUUGGCAGCACAGCCUGCCCCCCAAAGCCACCCUGCACAACCCUGAGUACCUGCAAGACUGCAGCACGCGCUUCUUCUACCGGCAGAACGGCCGCAUCCGGCCCGCCGUGGCAGACAACCAGGAGUACCUGUCGGAGUUCGCCCUGAAACCCGGCACGGUGCUGCCUCCCCCACCUUACAGGCAGAGGAACACUGUCGUGUAGUGAGAGAGGGAGUAGGGACGGAGGGAAGGAGGGAGGGAGGGAGAGGGGGAGGCGAUGUGUGUAGACUGUUUUCACGGUCGAGCAGUAUUUAUCAACCCUGGUUCCCCCACACCAGCACUGGACACCUGUCUGUCUGUCAGUCUGUUUCUCUUUCUGUCUGUCUGUCUGCCUGGCUGUCGUCUUUGACACUGGAUAUAAUAUAACACAGCUGUGAGACAUCCCUCAACCAUGGACUCUUGAACAAGAGAGACACUGGUCAGCCGCAGCUGUAACGCAGCCCUUCUUCAACCAGUCCCUGCCUCCCUCCUAGCCCCCCCCUCAGUGUAGACCACCAUGACUGUCCACCUCGGGGUCAGAACCUCUCCGGUUGACUGUCCUACACCAACUGCAUCUCUCCUCUCUCCCAAGCUGAACGAGUGCCAAAAUAGUCUGAAGGUUUGCAGACGUAUGGGGACGUUUAUCUAACAUGUAUUAAUGCGUCAUGGUCUCUUUUGAUGUUCCUGGAAUUGCACAGCCACAUUCAUUGCAUACUGUAAUAUUACCACAGUGAGCCUUUCCACAGUAACUCACUUGUCACUUGAUUGGCUCUGUCAUGAAGAGCUGUUGGUGUGUACAGUGAGUACACAUCGCUGUGUUGUGACAGCCUGCCAUCUUGCGAACAUGCUAUGGCCAUCUGUCAUAUCCCUUCUUGUUUGCAUUCCAGUCUGGGGUAGUUCCCCAGUGUUUAUGAGCCUGAGCUCUCCACAUACAAAAUGGGAUUUAUACUUAUUAUUCUGCUCCUCAUAUCAGAUGUGACAUGCUUACGGGGAGGCUUGGGUUUAUUUACACACCUCGACCUUGACAGAUCAGUAACCUUGUAUUAUUUCAAUAUACUAUACAUGUUUACACACACACGCACACACACACACACACAGAGACACCUACAGAUAACUGAAGCCUAAAUUACGUUUCUCCAUUGACCUUGAGCUCAAAGCAGUUUAGAUAACAACCGUACUUGAAUAAGAAGACCAAUCUACUCGUCAAGUAAAUGUCACUGUGGUAGACAGUACAAAUGGGGCCCCCACAUGGAACAUAAAGGAUACUCAGACAGACAUUGUUAAACCCCGAGAAGAAUAGCCUCCCUUUAGAAGGUGACUCCUCAACCUCCUUAAACCCCGACACACAACUGGGUUCUGAGACCCAAAAGCAACAGGAACAAUGUUUCUCUCGGUCUGGUUUGCUCCGGAUAAGAGCGUCUGCUAAAUGACUAAAUGUUCCUCUCAUGGUGGAUGAGGGGAGGAGAACCCAAGAACCCAACAGAGUCAUGGCUGAGCAGGAGGAUAAAACCAGGAGGGUUAGGGUUAUUGAAUGAGAGGAGAGGAAGGGACUUCUGACUGGAGAAGGGCUGGAGGAUCCUGUCUGGUCCCGAGUCCAGGAGCACAAUGGGGGGAGAGGGACCAGAUGGUGGUUUCACUGUAAGGAUACUGAGGAACUGAGAUGGCAGCUGAAUCUGAAUACAAGCCCAUUUCAGACUGGAAUGAGGUAAAUAUAUGCAGUAGUGUGUGGAAUGCGAGUUUUGCUUUUUGAAGGACAUCGUGGAUGGUCCAAGAAGAGGACAGUGAUAAAUGUAAUUAAACCAACGUAAUCAUCCCGUGAAGACAUCGACAAACUAAAACUGAGACUUCAAACCAAACUGGCUCCUGAGACUAUUUGCUCCACCAAAUGUCUACAUCCCUUUCUUGUGGUUUGGACUCCAAGCGGAGAAUGAAACUGUGCCAAAAGGAUCCGUUUUCUCCACGCAGAAACGACACCCACUUCCACUUGGGAAUCACAGUUCUACAAGUGACUGCAUCACAAUGAACUAUUUUGUAUUCGUGUUUGACAAUAAUGUGGAGAUAAUCCAGGUAGACACACCCAGACACACUCGUAAACACGGAGCAUAUCUGUGGAAGGCCAGCUCCUAGGAUCUCACUGAGUACUGCGAGAUGCUUUGUUUUGUUGCUAGAUGAGGAUUACUGUCAUCUAAAGUGUAUUGUAUUGGUAUUUGUCAUUUGAUUGAUUUGAUAGCACUUGACACACUGGCACAGCCAAACAGCUAUACUGUUACUUUCAAGAGAAACCCUCUUGAUUUUGUAUUCAUGUGAGUAAUUCCUUAUCUCAUUACACAUCGAAAGACAGCAUACCCAUUGCACUUUUUUUAGUUUUUUUUGUCACAGUUUAGUCCGUGUUUGUAUAAUGAUGCACCCCACAUUGAGCACUAUUAUGUAAAUGAUCAGUGACAGCGCGAAAUGGUGUGUUAUAUAGCACUAACCACAUACAAUACUUAUCGAUGAGCACGACACAGCACAGCACUCAAUCUCUCCACCGGUCCUGACUGCCAGGGACUUCAGGAGAGGCAUAUUCGUGUUUUAGAGUUGAUACGUUUACAACUAUCUCCUCCUGUUGAUGAGACAUAACCGUCUGCCAGUUGCACGGCAACCGAUGGCAUGUAGAUCUUACUGAUGGUUAGCUAGGCUAGGCCAUGACUGGGACAAUACUACAUAGCAGGCCUGUUUAGCUAGUGGCUUCAAUGUGACCAGUAGUUCAGGCAGCUACAGUAUAGCCAGCUGGACCAGUGACCAACGAGGCGAGUAAUUGGACGGCACCAAUGUUGUCUUAGCCUAGACAGCAAUGACUUGGCUAGUAGUCGGCUGUGGCAGAUUUUAGGGCACUCCUCAUUCUUCUUUUUGGCGUUACAAUUGAAAUUCAGAUUUCAGGUGACUCAUUUGAUCUAACGUUCACCGUAUGCUAUCCAGAUAAACUGUAGAUGUGUGCAGUGGAAAGGGGCUCGCGCGACGGUGCAGCGUGAGGGAAAACUGUAGUUUCCUACUUUUUUGCACUUCUCCUGUUGGGAAGCUACUGUACCAGCUGACUGGAUGACAGGAAGGAGUACUGAAGUGCAAUGACAGUCUUGGAGUGUUGCUGAAAAGACUCAGAAUGGUUCUCUGUGGUAAUAAUAAACUCUGGUUCCAGCAGCAAGCCCCUACCCCACCAAGGGGCUUCCGGCCCUCUUCAUGCUAAUAGCUUUGCUGGGCCUCUGAGGCCUUCUCGACAGUUCUGUAGGGAAAUCAUGUCUCCUUCUGGUCCAGCCAGCACUAGGGAGAGAAAUACAGUACGACAGGCAAUAGUUAGUAAUCCUGCACAGGGUCAAAGACAUGGUAUUAGGGUUCCAGAAAUGUUAGCACAUCAAUACAUCAAUGUUACAAUAGGUUGUGGGAGGGAGGUGGGGUGGCUGGAAGGA